Molecule: messenger RNA, 894 nt
Organism: Ochotona curzoniae (black-lipped pika)
Lineage: Eukaryota; Metazoa; Chordata; Mammalia; Lagomorpha; Ochotonidae
Gene: CRX
Product: cone-rod homeobox
Exons: 3
Coding region: 1-894 (297 amino acids)
Biological process (GO): regulation of transcription by RNA polymerase II; multicellular organism development
Cellular component (GO): nucleus
Molecular function (GO): RNA polymerase II cis-regulatory region sequence-specific DNA binding; DNA-binding transcription factor activity, RNA polymerase II-specific
Source: RefSeq, a predicted model, not a curated record
AUGAUGGCGUACAUGAACCCGGGGCCCCACUACCCCGUGAACGCUUUGGCCCUGAGCGGCCCCAGUGUGGAUCUGAUGCACCAGGCUGUACCCUACCCGAGUGCCCCUCGCAAACAGCGGCGGGAGCGAACCACCUUCACGCGGAGCCAGCUGGAGGAGCUGGAGGCCCUGUUUGCCAAAACCCAGUACCCGGACGUGUAUGCCCGCGAGGAGGUGGCACUGAAGAUCAACCUACCCGAAUCCAGGGUUCAGGUGUGGUUCAAGAACCGCAGGGCCAAGUGCAGACAGCAGAGGCAGCAGCGGCAGCAGCAGCCGGCGCCACCGGGCGCACCGACCAAGGCUCGCCCGGCCAAGAGGAAGGCGGGCGCGUCCCCACGACCCUCCGCGGAUGUCUGCCCGGACCCGCUGGGUCUCUCCGAGUCCUACAGCCCACCGCUGCCCGGCCCCUCGGCCUCGCCCAGCGCCGCGGUGGCCACUGUGUCCAUCUGGAGCCCCGCCUCUGAGUCCCCUCUGCCCGAGGCGCAGCGGGCUGGGCUGGUGGCCUCGGGGCCGGCGCUGACCUCGGCCCCCUACGCCGUGAGCUACGCGCCGGCCUUCUGCUCCUCGCCCUCGGCCUAUGGAUCUCCGAGUUCCUACUUCAGCGGCCUCGACCCCUACCUUUCCCCCAUGGUGCCCCAGCUGGGGGGUCCGGCCCUCAGCCCCCUGUCCGGCCCGUCGGUGGGACCCUCCCUGGCCCAGUCCCCCACCUCCCUCUCGGGCCAGAGCUACGGCGCCUACAGCCCGGUGGACAGCUUGGAAUUCAAGGACCCCACGGGCACCUGGAAGUUCACCUACAACCCCAUGGAUCCCCUGGACUACAAGGACCAGAGUGCCUGGAAGUUCCAGAUCUUGUAG